Nilaparvata lugens (brown planthopper) is the source of this 2590-nucleotide messenger RNA. RefSeq names its product membrane-bound transcription factor site-2 protease-like (gene S2P). Gene Ontology annotation, cellular component: membrane; cytoplasm. Bases 265 to 1761 code for a protein of 498 amino acids. The record is from RefSeq and is a predicted model, not a curated record. Lineage: Eukaryota; Metazoa; Arthropoda; Insecta; Hemiptera; Delphacidae. Gene Ontology annotation, molecular function: metalloendopeptidase activity; protein binding. The transcript has 6 exons. Gene Ontology annotation, biological process: regulation of response to endoplasmic reticulum stress; membrane protein intracellular domain proteolysis.
UUUAGUUACUUUUAUGAGGUUAGGUUAUGCGUAGAGUCAAACGUCAAUGUCAAUACGGGAAUUAUUAUUGUAAAUUCAAUAAUAUUCUAUAAAUAAUAUACCGGUAAUGGUUUAUUGAAUUUCAAAUAAGUAUCAGACAAAUAGUUUCUCAAGUUUAUUAUGACAACACUUUUGAUAAAUAAUAUCAAUGAGCGCAUUUUUCGUAAGUUUGGCCGGCGGAUUUUAAAAUUUAUCAACUGAAUAAUUGGGAUAAAUUUCUGUGUUAUGGAUGGAUUGUAUUUGCCAUUGUUUGCAUUCGUAAUCUUCCACUGCAGUUUGUACCUUUUUGAUACAAUAUUCAAGAGCUGUCUUUUCCUGCCAUACCUGCACCUGUUGAAGAACACCGGACUGGUGAUCCAGCCGUUCCGCCUGGUGUGGUUCACGACCGCCUUCAACCGGCUGAUCCAGAAAUGGGGCUCGGUGCGGCCCCGCCUGCUCACGGCCUGGUUCACAGUGGGCACAUGGACCGCCAUGGCCCUCCUGCCCUAUGCCGUGUGGCUGCUGCUGCAUUCUGUCUUCCAGCUCACCAAGCAGGCCAUACGAGAUGACGGUUCACCGUCUUCAGAUAGUGUCAUUCUUCAGCCCGUGGUACCUGGUGUAAAUCUUCCAAUCACUGAUCUGGGUUAUUACAUGAUAACUCUGUUAUUCUCCACCGUCAUACAUGAAAUGGGGCAUGCUAUUGCUGCAGUAAGAGAGGACGCGCACAUAGCGGGCGUGGGCGCUAUGCUGGUGUUGGUGGUGCCAGUGGCUUACGUGUCCAUAGAGCAGCUGGAGACUCUGUCACCGGUGAAGCAGCUGCGCAUCCUGUGUGCCGGCAUCUGGCACAAUGUGGUGCUCAUCAUCGCCGCCUCUCUCGCCCUCUUCCUGCUGCCCUGGGUCGUCUAUCCGCUAUACGACCACGGCACGGGUGUGCAGGUCCAGUCUUUAGACAAGGGUUCGCCAGUGACAGGCCCUACUGGACUGUUGGUCGGGGACAGAAUAAUCCAACUGAACCAAUGCCAGGUGACAAAUGUGCAUGACUGGCUCAGCUGUCUUGUGACAUCGUUCAGAGAGCCUUCGCCAGGCUUUUGUAUAUCGGCUGAGUUCAUCAAGGAGCAUGAUGAAUCCAUCCCAGCGAAACACAUGUCAAGCGGUGCAGUGGAGUGCUGUGCUAGCAACAACCCACGCCACCUGUGCUUUGAGUACCUGGAGAGCGAGUCAGAGCCUCUGCAGCUGCCGCAGCACUCGUGCCUCAACGCACGCACUGUGGUCGAGGCAGCACAGCAGCUGUGCCACAAGCCUGCCUCAAGCGAAGCUAACCCAGAAUGUGGCUUCAACUACCACUGCUUUCGACCGUCGCUCGAAAACAACACGAAACUGGUGCUGCUGAAACGAGCCAACGGGCGAGAGGUUUUGUUCCUCGGCCACCCGUCCGACAUCUACCACACAGUGCACGUUACCGAUUUCAUCAGUGUCUACUCAAUAUUUCCGUCCAUACUGCCCGAAAUGUUCGCGCAACUGUGUCGCUUUUUGAUCAUGUUUUCGGCCGGGUUCGCAGUGAUCAACGUGAUACCUUGUUUUGCGUUCGAUGGACAAAACAUCACUCGAGCUUUGAUGGACCUGCUGCUGUCAAAGACUGUGAGCCAUGCCAGUGUGAGACAUGCCAUCGCACUGUGCAUUACCAUAGCGGGCACUUUUCUUGUCGGACUCUAUUUGACGCUAGCCGUGUGGAUUAUGUUGUGACCUGAGUGCCAGCUGGAUCAAGUGCUUUGCCAAGGCUGGUAGAUUACACGAUCUCGAGUUGAAAAAACAUAAUAUAAAUCGGUUUCAAAUAUGUUUGAUCAUAGCUAUCAUUAUGGAAUGUAACGUAGAUGUCUGGCUAUAUCGAAUACUUUGUCAAUGGUGGUAGAUUACACGAUCUAUGAGCUCAGAAUUUCCAAAAAAAACCUUGUGAAAUAUGUUUGAUUGUGGGUACCAUUGUGACAUACAUGUAUUUAAGUGAGGUAUAGUAUGUAUAUUACAGUAUAGUAUUUGGAUAAGUGAUACUGUUUUUUUGUGAUUGUAAGGGUAACACUAUGUUAAUGUAUUUGGCCCAGUUGCACAUAAGCCUGUUAAAUUUUAAUCGUUAUUAAAUUUCACGAGAACCAAUCAGAGAAGGUUUUUCUGAGCUUGGUUCUCGUAGCAUUCAAUCGGGAUAAAAGUUAACAGACUUUUGUGCAACCGGGUGUUAGAGUUAUAGACUGAGAAGAGCCUGCUAUUAAAAUAGAAUUCAUUAUGUAAAUUAAAAUGAUAAAAUCAAAUGAAGUUACUACAUCCGGACACAUACGUCGCGAAAUUCUAAUAUAAGUUUUAUUCAUGAAGGAAUAUCAGACCUUAUAAUCUAAAAAACUUGAUUUGAAAAAUGUUGCCAUAGAGACGUUCUGGUUAUUUAUUAAUACUGCAUAGACAAUUUCUGUUGUAAAAUAUAUCCAAUAUUAUCGAUAAAAGAAUUAACUGUAUAGUAAAAUUAAUAUUAAUGGUAAAAUCUUGUGAGGAGGCUGUGUGAAUUUUAUUAUUAAAAUAGUGACUCUUA